AACGACUAGGCAUGUAAAAGAUAACGAACAGCUCACAUUGUUUGCAGAAAACACAGGCUUUUAAUCAUAUUUUGACCAAAUCACAUAGCGCCUUUUUCCAUUUUGCUAGACUUAUUCUUGAAAUAGAUAACGCGACACCCAACCUCCGACUCAACCUCGCUCCCGAAGGUGUGAAGAACACCAGACGGCCUGAAGACGCUCAGUGACAAGCGUCAUGCCUCGUCAACUCCCGUGGAAGAUCAAUCGAGAUGGACAGACAUCAGUGGAAGCCAGACAGAGUCCCAACCCAACAUCAACUCGCAGUCCGGCUCCUUCCAAUCGCCCCUCAAGGCCUUCGACAGCCGCGUCAAACCCGAGAUCGUCACAUGAAAGAUUCAACGCUCCUAGACCCAGCGCUGGUCGCAGAGGUCGUUCACCCUCAACAUCGCCACCGCCAGAACCGCCAAGUGAGGAGCUCAUGAUUGAAGGUGUCGACCAUGACGACCGUUAUCGCAUGGUAGAGGAUGAAUUCCUCGCAGUUGCUGGCGAGUUUACACGCCAUCUUCACGCGGCAGAAUACCAGCGUCUGAAAGGCCUCGCCAGAUCCCAGAAUGCUGAUACCAUCUCGAACAUCUCACGCCCCGUCACUGGCGAGAUGACCGAAAUGGUCAAGCGCCGCCAUGCUGCGCUCAACAUUGCAUCGAAACAACGAAAGGGAAUCACUCAGCUGAAGGGACUAUCCCCUCAGACAACAAGUGAUACCGAUGAUGAGGAAGCACCGUCACGAAAGCAGCCGAAUCCGAAUUCCCUCCAGGGACUAAUGGACAGCCCGCGUAAGCAAGCUGUACCGCUGACUUCGGUUUCAUCCCUGUUCCAGGGCUCAAGCCUCCGGGAAACAAGCCCUUCAAGUGGACGCAUGGCUCCUCCUGGUUUGAGGAGGGCAGAGUCAACCUUCUCGGUCCCGGUCAAGCGAGAGCCAACCCCAGACUCUGAUGAUCUAGACAGCCAAGCACCUUGGCCAAUCAGGCGAGCGUCGGCACAGCCAUCCAUCAAGCGCGAAAUGACAGCAGCUCAGGAAACAUCAUUCGCUGACUUUCCUGCUCCGCAGCCCAGAGCAAGAUCCCGCGCUGCUACCAUUGAGCCAUCAAGAGCAAUGUCACGUCCGCCAGAGCAGUCUCAAAGACAGGCAACUCAAGAUACAAAGCAAGAGGACGACGACGACGCCAACGAUUUUCUUUCUCGUAUUCGUGCUAGAAGACUAGAACAAAGACGGCGCCGAGAAUCCAGAGCACAGCCAGGAAUCAAAUCCGAAACUCAGGAAGCAGCCCUUGACGAUAUUCCAUUUGUCUGAGUGAGAACCUGUUGCUACGAUUGAUUGAAAGAUGACUCAACUUCAGUCUGAGAUUGAUAUGCACGCUACCCAUACACAAGAAAAAAGAAACGACAAAGAUGUUACAGCAUGACCCGCCUUGUUGCCUCUUCAACCCUUAUAAGGAGUCUCAAACGGCCUUUCCGCCUGGGGCGUUAGUCUCGCCAGAUGUCUCCGCUGGGCAUUCUUCCAGUCGAUCAGCGCCGAGUGCUGGGUAACUCUGUUGUCCCAAACGACAACGGUGCCUUCCUCCCACUUGACACGGGCUUGGAAGUCGGCGCCGUAGGCGAGAUGGUCGUAGAGGAACUUGAGGAGGACGUCGGACUCCUCCUUCUUGAGGCCGACGAUGUCACGGGUGACUGGACACGAACUCCAUCAGCGGAUGUUGCAAACAAUCAUGCAAAGAGACGGGGAUGCUUACACUGAGGAUUGACGUAGAUGGCCUUCUCGCCUGUGACGGGGUGGGUUCUGAUAAUGGGGUGCUCGUGGAUCACGGGCUCGCGACGGACGAUGCCGCCCCUCAAGGCCGAAGCAUUGGCCUGCUCGUGGGCAGAGUGGGUGGCCUUGAGGCCGUGAAGACGCUCCUGGAAGGCAGGCGAAAGACGGUUGUAGGCCUCGGCGGCGUUGACGAAGAGGGUAUCGCCACCAGAUUCGGGCUUGUCGAAAAUGUACAGGAAGGUGGUUCCAGGAGGCUGGGCCUCGUAGGAGACGUCGGAGUGCCAGGCUACGGACGAGGUGCGGUUGGCGAAGAACUUGUCGACUGAGUUGUCGCCUGCGCCGCGGUGGACGAGGUGGAUCUCGGGGUAGCCUUCUGGCGCGCCGCUGGUGGGGUGGAUGUGGUGUCUGCCGAAAUAACCGCCGAACUCGAGGGCUUGCUCGAUGGACAGAUCGCGGAAGUCUUGGUCGCGGAAGGCGACGACCUUGCGCUCGGCAACGAAGCGGGCGAGCUCGUCUUUGCCGGCGUCGCUGAGGGUGGAGAGCUGGAUGCCCUUGACUUCGGUGCCAAUGGUUGGGGUGAGGUGGGUGACGGCUGUGCUCUCAGGGAGAAGGUUGGGGAAGGAUGGGUCCGCGUCCUUGCCGUGCUCGUAAUGCUCAAACGGCUGGAGUGGGGGGUACUUGUCGUUGGGGUUCCAAGUUGGGAGGUAGUGCGGGUACUAGGAGAUGGGAAGGUCAACAAUGCGAAGGGCAGACAUGAAGUCCAACGCUGUAUCGACGGCAUACCUUGGCGGCUUUGUGGCCCUUCAGGCCGGCUUCAGCAUCCUUAUCGAACUUGGUUGUGGCAAUCUCCUUGUACGGACCCGUGGUGGCGUUGAGCUUCAAAUUGCCGAUGUUGGGGACCGUGGUGGUCUCAGUUUCCACAGCGGAGGGGGCCAUUGUGUCUGUGAAGUGUAUAUGGUGAAACAAUCUCAGACUCUCAAGUCUCGAACUGCUUUGGAUAGAGUUCAGAUCCGUCUUUCCAGCACACGCGACAUCACCCUCCUACUUAUAAGCUUCCGACAGUCCGUUCAAGGUAGUACGUCCUCUACCCCAGAUCACGACAUCCCGCUCCCGAACUAUGCGGGGGUUGGAUUGGCAAGAAAGGGUGGGCUAAGAUGGUUCAUCAGAGGAUGGCAUAGCACAUGGAUAGGAUUGCGCAACAGUUGGCCGUUCCAGUCGACGAGCUCUUCUUCGACUUUUAGUGGUACGGCACUUGUCCCUGCCGUUCUCUCUCCUACCCUGCUGAUCAGAAAGGUGGACGGUUCAUGCCAAACUCGUGGCAUGCAAGGGUGCCUCUAACCAGUGCCGAUUGUGGCUUAUCCCACCAAUCCGUCACAUCUGAUAAGAACUGCGAGGCAAGCCGGGACCGUGAACGGCAAUGGACAAACGGACAACGACCUUUACGUUGGAUGGAAGGCUUAGAGGGUGCUGGGAGAGCUUGUGUAUGGAGCGAUGCUUGAUGUUGCUAGACGCGGAGCGAAUCACGUCAUAUCGCGUAUCGGGGACUAGUGCCGCCCAUCGGUUUGUUGGUGCGCAGUAAACAGCACAUGUUUUUUUUCUUUCUUCUUGGAUUGGCAGUCUCGUUGAAUUUGAUAAAUUUCCCCAAGAAAGCACGCAAUUCCUUGGGACGGGGUGAGUUGAGGAGAACAAGGCUUAUUCCCGCCGUUUUGUAUCUUGGGUGGUGUUUAAGGACAGGUUAAGUCCGGGGAUCACGGCGAGCUGUGGUCACUGGGUCCGGAGAUAAGACCUUUUGCGAAGGGCUUUGGAGAUGUUUAUGGGAUUGGCGUUGUGAUCUAUCAAUAAACAUGAAAGAGAAAUUAGUCAACGUGGGUGGGAAGUUGUGUAGUAGUAGGUAGAUACGUUGUAUCCAAGGCACUUGGUCUAAUCAGUGAAGUAUGAACAGAAGCCCUAAUCUGUUC
Molecule: messenger RNA, 3744 nt
Organism: Podospora pseudocomata
Lineage: Eukaryota; Fungi; Ascomycota; Sordariomycetes; Sordariales; Podosporaceae
Exons: 2
Coding region: 215-1330 (371 amino acids)
Source: RefSeq, a predicted model, not a curated record